UUCAAGUCCUUCGCAUUUAAGCCUUGGAUUGGGAGUGAACUGUCACGUGAUGGGAAGAAGGCGUGGGCCGGGGGUUUUAGUUCUUGGCAACCGCUCUUUCCAUUUCCUGGCAACGGACGCGCCGGCAGCGGCUGCGAAGGUACUGGCACCAUGACUGAGAUCUACCCGCUGGCAGUGCCCAAAGGGCGGAAACUAAAGUGUGAGGUGUGCGACGCUCCGGCCGAGCGAAUGUGUGCGGCCUGCACGGUCACCUACUACUGUGGUAUUGCGCAUCAGAGAGCUGACUGGGUCAGCAUUCAUGAAAAAAUAUGCCAGCUUUUGAUCCCCUUGCGCACAACAAUGCCCUUUUACAAUUCAGAAGAAGAACGGAGGCAUGGCCGGGAGCAGUUGCUGCAGCGGCAGAAGCACUUAAUUGAGCUAUGUUACAAAGUAGCUCAGAAGUAUCUCUUUGAAGGAAAACAUGAGGAAUCUGUCCCUGCAGCUUUACAUUCACUUCGUUUCCGCACGAAUGUAUAUGGCUUGAAUUCAGUACAGUUGGUGCCUGCUUACCUGCUACUUUCUGAGGCCAGUAUUGGUCUUGGCCAUGUAGUCCAGGCAGAGGAAUAUCUCUCCCAGGCCCAGUGGACUGUUCUCAAGUCAACUGAUUGCAACAACGAAAUUCAGUCUCUUAUGCAUCGAAACCUGGGACUUCUCUAUACAGCUAAAGAAGAAUAUGAAGAAGCACGCUAUCACUUGGCCAAUGAUAUUUAUUUUGCCAGCUGUGUAUAUGGAUCAGAAGAUAUCAGAACCUCAGGAGGAUAUUUCCUCAUGGGUAAUGUUUUCAUUCACCAGAACAAGAUGGAUAUAGCAGACUCCCUCUACACAAAGGUAACUGAAAUCUGGCAUACAUAUUUAGAUCAACAUGUUCAAAAUCAGUUAAGUGCUCGCAAGCAACCAGCAGAUAUAUUGGCCAAGGAACUGGAAAAUGAUACUGGUUUAGAUGAAGCCCAGGAAGCAGAAGCAGUUCACAUCCUGGAAACCAUUUUAGAAAUUCGAGAAAACACAGGCAAAGAAAAGCCAGCGAGUAUUCUUUUUAUCUUGAAAACAGUAGCAAUACUUCAUUACCUAAUGAUGAAUAUAUCAAAGGCUCAUGAACUUGCUGUGAAAGCCUACCUUUUAUCUAAAGAGCUGCCCAAUAAAGAAGACGUAACUGAAGCCCUUCGAGACCUACUAGGCCUCAUUGCUUCCAAAGACCCAGUGACCUUGAAAGCAGCCAAGUUCUUUGCCGGCCAGGGACAAUAGAGGGACAAAAGUGGAUGCUGAAGAAGGGCUUAUAAUGCAUUAUAGCUGCUAUUUCAGCCUAGGAAAUUCAGUUUUGAAAUCUUACUCUCUACAAAUGUAUCCUAACAGUACCCAUUCUAAGGGAAAGUUGGAUUUUGUGAAGAGGGUGUAGAAGUCAUACUACUCCUUGAUUUGUGUGGCAGGACAUCAGGACAUUGGUGUAUUGUUAUGAUUUUGUUUUCAUGCUUUUUCUUAUGUAAAUUCCAUUAUCAUAGGAAACUGGGAGCAUUAGACUAGGGGUACACUCCUAGCUAUAUCUCAUUUUGUGCAUUAAUGUGAGUGCAGUUUCAGUUGAAUACAAUCAAUAAAUUAGGGAAAUGAUUUGCCUUUGACAUUUACUAGCUGUAUGAUUCAGGCAAAGCACCUAACUUCUCUGGGCCUCAGUUUCUUCAUCUGUAAAAUGGGAAAUUCUACUGGGGGAGUGUAAGGGAAGUGAUUGUAAAUCUUAGAUGCUAUAGCAUCACAUACAAAUGUGAUUUUUCAUUAUUCCAUUACCAGCAUUGUCCCCCAUACACAUUUUAUGGGUUCUUAACAAGUCUGUCCAGUUGCUAUCCUGUCUGUUAAGCUCCAAAUCUGAGCUCAAAGAUACUUUAGAGGCUUUGCAUAGACUUCCCCUUCUCUAUGAGCUUCCAUAUUCAUAGGAGGCACAGUGCAGACCCUGGAUAGCCACCAGUCAAGGAUAUUAUCAAGGCAUUUUGCUUGGAUGGGGGUUGGAUGAAAUUACUUGUGAGGGCUCUGAAUUGUGAUACUGCUCUCAAAGAGCUAAAUAAAUCCCUAAUAAUGGCAGCUGUCACAA
Monodelphis domestica (gray short-tailed opossum) is the source of this 2116-nucleotide messenger RNA. RefSeq names its product zinc finger MYND-type containing 12 (gene ZMYND12). Gene Ontology annotation, molecular function: protein binding. The record is from RefSeq and is a predicted model, not a curated record. Lineage: Eukaryota; Metazoa; Chordata; Mammalia; Didelphimorphia; Didelphidae.